Messenger RNA from Peromyscus maniculatus bairdii (prairie deer mouse), 1359 nucleotides. RefSeq names its product ubiquitin conjugating enzyme E2 J2 (gene Ube2j2). The record is from RefSeq and is a predicted model, not a curated record. NCBI's taxonomy places the organism in Eukaryota, Metazoa, Chordata, Mammalia, Rodentia, Cricetidae.
GGAAGCGGAAGCGGCGCCUAGGCCAUCCCCUCGAGCGGCCAUCUUGGAAGCUGAGCGGCGGUAGCAGCGGAGUCGCUGCGGCGGGUGCGGUGGGCUAAGUCCCAGCGCGGGUGCGGCUCACAGAACGGGCCUCACUCUUUCGCACCCUGCUCUGGCCUCGACCACGGCGAACCUGAACGCGGCGGCGGCCUCAGGGAGAGAUGAGCAAUAACAGCAAUAAGAGAGCUCCAACAACAGCAACACAAAGGUUGAAACAGGACUACCUUCGAAUUAAGAAAGAUCCGGUGCCUUACAUCUGUGCAGAGCCCCUCCCUUCAAAUAUUCUUGAAUGGCAUUAUGUUGUCCGAGGCCCUGAGAUGACUCCUUAUGAAGGUGGCUAUUAUCAUGGAAAACUAAUUUUUCCCAGAGAAUUUCCAUUUAAGCCUCCUAGUAUUUACAUGAUAACCCCCAAUGGAAGGUUUAAGUGCAACACAAGGCUAUGUCUCUCCAUCACAGAUUUCCACCCAGACACAUGGAAUCCAGCGUGGUCUGUCUCCACCAUUCUAACAGGGCUUCUGAGUUUCAUGGUGGAGAAGGGCCCCACCCUGGGCAGCAUAGAGACAUCAGACUUCACGAAAAGACAGCUGGCAGCACAGAGUUUAGUGUUUAAUUUAAAAGAUAAAGUCUUUUGUGAAUUAUUUCCUGAAGUUGUGGAGGAAAUUAAACAGAAACAGAAAGCACAAGAUGAACUAAGUAGCAGGCCCCAGAACCUUCCCUUGCCAGACGUGGUUCCUGAUGGGGAGAUGCACCGUGGCCAGAAUGGGAUCCAGCUCCUCAAUGGGCAUGCACCUGCUGCCGGCCCAAACCUCGCUGGGCUCCCACAGGCCAACAGGCAUCAUGGACUCCUGGGCGGCGCUUUGGCGAACUUGUUUGUUAUAGUUGGGUUUGCGGCCUUUGCCUACACGGUCAAGUACGUGCUGAGAAGCAUAGCACAGGAAUGAGGCUCAAAAGCUGCAAUCUGCAGUUGCUGCUGAGGGACGCAGGGGCCAGAGCUUGAUGCAGGCGGGAUGGACAUGCUGCUGAGCACAGGAUGGCCUGCUGGACUCCUGGGCUUCACUUUUUAAAAACCUUAAAAAGAAAGCAAAAACCAAAAUGUGUGAUUUGGAGGAGAUUGGAGGUUCCUAACUCCCUCUUGAGGCUGAUGUGGACAAGGACCACUCACGCUUUGGUUUUAUUGCUUAUCUCCUGUGUUGUCUUUUGGACCUGUUUAGUAAACCUUUUUUUUUGUUUUGUUUUGUUUUGUUUCCCAUUUUAUUAGAUUUGAUCACUUAAAAAUAUAAAACUUAAAUGCCUAUCAAAUAAAUACUGUGUGUAUUCUUA